Molecule: messenger RNA, 1029 nt
Organism: Pediculus humanus corporis (human body louse)
Lineage: Eukaryota; Metazoa; Arthropoda; Insecta; Psocodea; Pediculidae
Product: protein FAM11A, putative
Exons: 6
Coding region: 1-1029 (342 amino acids)
Source: RefSeq, a predicted model, not a curated record
AUGAAUCUGCAAACUCUUUUUCAAGAUUUUAAUCCCAGCAAGUUUUUAGUUCACACAUGCUUGAUGAUAUUCACAGCAUUAUUUGCCUUAAGACUGGAUGGUGUUAUACAAUGGAGUUACUGGACUGUUUUUGCUCCUAUUUGGUUUUGGAAAUUUAUGGUGAUAGCUGGAGCAACUGUCGGAAGUUACGUUUGGUGGAGAUGUCCACAUUUUAGGUUAGAGGGUGAAGCCUAUGUUCAUUAUAAAGCAAUGCUUAUAAGUUUAGCUCUGCAUCUCAUAUUACUAAUGUUUGAUUUGCUAGUCUGUGAUAAAUUAGAAAGUGGAAGGCAUCUUUGGAUUCUUGUUUUCAUACCUCUUAUUUUCAUAUCUAUAGUGUCAAUUGCAGUUAGUAUUUGGGCUGUUAAACAUGACAGGUCAUUUGAGUUGGAGCUUUUUUGCUCUGUAAAUAUUCUUCAGUUUAUAUUUCUCGCUCUCAGACUGGAUGGUUUUAUUUCCUGGAGUUGGGAAGUUGUUUUCGUACCCUUGUGGAUAAUAAUGUGCCUGAGUUUAGUAGGAGUAGUUUAUAGCAUAAUAUUUGCAGGAAUAUUGUUAACAACAGCACAAGUGAAUCCUCAACAAAGGAGAACUUCAUUUAAUUCAGCUCUAAGUUACACAAUACUUGCCAUACCGAUCCUUAUAUUUCAAGUUUUACUUGCCAACAAACUAGAUGGUGAUAUAGACCUGAGUUAUUGUGGCGUGGUAUCACCUUUAUUUCUCAGUUACAUAACAUUAAUUUUAAUGUCGUUUGGAGCCAAAGGAGGAAAUAAAUGGUGGUUUGGAAUAAGAAAAGACUUUUGUCAAUUUUUACUUAGUUUAUGUCCAUUUUUACAAGAAUAUGCAAACAUUGCAUAUUCAGCACAAGAUACUUCGAUAAACACAAAUGAUAACACAAUCGAUGCCAUCAUUAAUCAGGAAAAAGAAAAAUCAAUAAAAAAAACGGAUUUCGGAAAAACAGUCGUUCCUAUCGUAUCGAUAGACAUGCCGGAUUGA